AUGGGCAAGAAGAGAGAAAGAGAUGAGGCCAAGCCGGCCGAGGAUGUGAAGAUGGCCGAUGACAGCUCUGACGACGAGGACUUUGAUGUCGUCAACGUCGACUUUGAGUGGUUCAACUUUGAUCCCGAGAUCGACUUUCAGGGCACCAAGACGCUUCUGCGCCAGCUGCUGGACGUCGACUCUACGCUCUUCAAUAUCUCAGGCCUCGCAGACCUCAUCCUGUCGCAGCCUACGAUCGGAUCGACCGUCAAGGUCGACGGCAAGGAGAACGAUGCUUACGCCCUCAUGACGGCGCUUAACAUUAAGGAGCACAGCCAGAAGCCUGAAAUGGCCGAACUCGUCAAGUACAUCAUUGACAAGGCCCAGACCAACAACGCCCUUGCCCCGGUUCCCCAGGUUAUCAACAGCGGCGCCCAGGUCGGCCUGGUCAUCUCUGAGAGGCUCAUCAACAUGCCCUCUGAGAUUGCGCCGCCCAUGUACCGCAUGCUGAUCGACGAGAUCGAGGCAGCCGUUGAGGACAAGGAGCCCUACGAGUUCUCGCACUACCUGAUCCUCUCCAAGACGUACCAGGAGAUUGAAUCGACGCUUACCGAGACGGAGAGGAAGGGCAAGAAGGCCAAGGCCGACACCGCCAUGUGGCACUUCCACCCCGAGGACGAGGUGUUUGUGAAGCACGCGACGGCCCACGGCUCGUUCCAGUUCACAAACGAGGAGAAGGCGGUGGCAGACAGCAAGCGUGCCUUCCAAGAGAUGGGUGUCAAGUCGCACGGUUACCUGAUCUUGAUUGAGGCCGGCAAGUGGGAGGGCGCGGUCAAGGCGGUAGAGCAGUACCUGAGCCCGCCUCAAUAG
This is a messenger RNA of Colletotrichum spaethianum, 849 nucleotides long. Its product is annotated as protein BCP1. Gene Ontology annotation, cellular component: nucleus. The coding region runs from base 1 to 849 and encodes 282 amino acids. Lineage: Eukaryota; Fungi; Ascomycota; Sordariomycetes; Glomerellales; Glomerellaceae. The transcript has 2 exons. The record is from RefSeq and is a predicted model, not a curated record.